Molecule: messenger RNA, 2156 nt
Organism: Phodopus roborovskii (desert hamster)
Lineage: Eukaryota; Metazoa; Chordata; Mammalia; Rodentia; Cricetidae
Gene: Pex11a
Product: peroxisomal biogenesis factor 11 alpha
Exons: 3
Coding region: 52-792 (246 amino acids)
Biological process (GO): regulation of peroxisome size; peroxisome fission
Cellular component (GO): peroxisomal membrane
Source: RefSeq, a predicted model, not a curated record
CAGAGGACCCGCGCGUGGACCCGGCGCGACGCGCGGCUGUGGGUGGGAGCCAUGGACGCCUUCGUCCGCUUCGCCAACCAGAGCCAGGGCCGCGACCGACUUUUCAGAGCCACUCAACAUGCAUGCAUGCUACUUAGAUAUUUGUUAGAGUCUAAAGCUGGCAAAGAGGCCGUGGUAAUGAAGCUCAAGAGUCUGGAGUCCAGUGUGAGCACUGGCCGUAAAUGGUUUAGACUGGGCAACGUGGUCCAUGCUAUCCAGGCAACGGAACAGAGCAUCCAAAUCACGGACCUUGUGCCCCGCUUAUGCCUAACACUAGCCAACCUGAACCGUGUGGUUUAUUACAUCUGUGACACUGUCCUCUGGGUGAAGAGUGUGGGUCUAACCUCUGGAGUCAACAGAGAGAAGUGGCAAAUGCGGGCGACCCGCCACUACUACUAUUUCCUGCUGCUGAGCCUGGUCCUGGAUCUGUAUGAAAUCUUGCUGCAGAUGGAACGGGUGGCCCGGGACAGGGCGAAGAGAGAGAAACCAUCCCAGGGCUCUCCUGGUCACAGCGUGGUCAGUGAAGACACGGACUGGCUUCAGUCCUUCCUCCUGCUCCUAUUCCGAUCUCUGAAGCAGCAUCCUCCCUUGCUCCUAGACACACUGAAGAACUUCUGUGACAUCCUCAUCCCUUUGAACCAGCUCGGGAUCUACAAGUCCAAUCUUGGUGUCGUAGGACUUGGAGGUCUCGUGUCCUCUGUGGCCGGCCUCAUCACGGUAGUGUACCCUCAGUUGAAACUGAAGACCCGCUAGGUGUUUGGGGGCUUUAAAGGUAACAGCUUAGUGGAACAAACUUUGUCACAGGGUCUCACUGUGCUUAGUUGUUUAAUCAUGUGAGCAUCUUAUCAACUUGUAAUGUGAGAAGCGGGACCAACAAUGGAGCAUGCAGACUGAUUUUUUUAACUGCUGCAGUAACUUCCGAGUUUCUGAAUGUUUUCCCUUCAGCUAACAUUACUAAGUAUUUUUUGUAUACAUAGUAAGAGCUUAAUGUUUGCUAAAUCAAUAAAAAUGGAAAGGAAAGGCAUCAUAAAAGAUCCAAAGACACUAGGCUCACGGGUCGGGUUGUUUGGGUCCCUGAUUUCACACAGGACAUCAGAGCUGGAGCACUGCACUCCUGGCUCUGGUUAAAGCCUCCCUUCCUCCCAUCAGUUACUGUGCCCCAUCCCUGCAGACGACUGUGGGGUGGAGGGGAGCUGGCCUUCCAGCCUCUUAUCCUGUAGGCUCUGGCCAUUGCUGCAGUGUGCCCUCAUGUCCAGAGGUUGAUUCAGGAAAGCAGCGGGACCUCUGUGCUGUGGGUUGGGUCUGGGUGGAAACCUCUGGAAAUGCUGUGAGUAAGCAAAGGUGCCGCAGAGGAGACGGAGGUGAAACUGGGUGGAAGGUCACUGUGGCACCUGUCACACAGUGUGCAACAGAUAAGGAAACUGACACUAACAAACAAGACUGAAGUCAGAGGUCCGCUCUGACUUUUUGAGAGGAGUCCUCUGUGCCAUCUCACGACCUUCAGCAGCAUUUCCAGGCUCAGGAGUCCUUUGCCUUUUGCCCCUCUGCAUUCGCCCUCACCAGGCUGGAGACUUUGAAGGUUUCUUGAUAAAAAUCAAAACAAUGCAGAUUGAUUUUAUUUACAGCUACAGAACACUGCGGGCAAUUCCACAACCGUUCUUAUCAAAAUGGGAGAAUUAAAGUUUUCCUGUGUGUGAAUGUCAGUUUUCUGUGAUAAAUCAGGUUUGUUUGGGACAGCUGGGGACAACAGGAAGUGGCAAUAGGGCACUAGGAGCACUGAGUCAGUGGCAUUGCCUGUGUGCUCCUCCCAGUUCAGUGCUCCUAUUUGAGGCGUGGGGAGCAGGGAGAAGGGUGACCAGUGCCGCACCUACAGAGCCAUGCUCAUCAUCCAAGUGGAAAGGAGAGACAUGCACUGAACAGCUGCGUCCCAUAAACGUGAGGAAGAUCCUUGAAAAGCAGACUCAGGUCCUUGGCAUUCUGUUUUUAAAGUAUGUGAUUUGGGAAAGCUUUGGGGCAUUCUGAGGGAAACUAUAAAGUGGCUAAAACAAGACAAACAUGUUUAAAUAACUGUACUGUAACAUGUCAUUUAUGUCUAAUACAUUUCUAAAUAAAACUGA